AUGCACGACAUCGAGGCCAGGGCAGGGCAGGGCAGGGCAGGACAGGCUAGGCCGUUGAACGAGGCAAUGCUACGCUGCUGCCAUGUGCUUCCAAUGCUACGGGCCACUCGCCUGCCUGCCUGCCUGUUGCUGCUGCUCGUCAUGUCAUCUAACGAGGUGCCACUCGUCUCGUCUCGUCUCAUCUCAUCUCAUCUCGUCAGUUUUGACAGCCUGCUCUUUCACCGCGCAACAUACCAUACCGAGUACAUAUACACAGUGUUUGGGCACGCAGGCUCCUCCUGCCUUUCUCAAGCUCUCGCACAGCCGAGCCCGUCGCGAUCCCAUGCCCUACCAGCCUCGUUGGGCGGCGGCUUGUUGGUCACUCAGGCACCUCAAGAGGCCCAAACAACAAAUCGCAGCUGGUCGUUGCGUAUAACGUAG
Messenger RNA from Diaporthe batatas, 420 nucleotides. RefSeq lists its product as uncharacterized. The transcript is spliced from 2 exons. The coding region runs from base 1 to 420 and encodes 139 amino acids. The record is from RefSeq and is a predicted model, not a curated record. Lineage: Eukaryota; Fungi; Ascomycota; Sordariomycetes; Diaporthales; Diaporthaceae.